Austrofundulus limnaeus is the source of this 2607-nucleotide messenger RNA. RefSeq names its product disintegrin and metalloproteinase domain-containing protein 10. Gene Ontology annotation, biological process: membrane protein ectodomain proteolysis; Notch signaling pathway. Lineage: Eukaryota; Metazoa; Chordata; Actinopteri; Cyprinodontiformes; Rivulidae. The transcript is spliced from 15 exons. The coding region runs from base 89 to 2125 and encodes 678 amino acids. Gene Ontology annotation, cellular component: plasma membrane. Gene Ontology annotation, molecular function: metalloendopeptidase activity. The record is from RefSeq and is a predicted model, not a curated record.
GAAGUUGGAAGAAAAGAGAUGAAAAAGAAGGACAAACUGUGGAGAACGAGAAAAGGAGCAACGACUAAAUCACAUCGAUAAGGAGAACAUGGAGGUCCAACUCUACUGGCUGCUGCCGCUGGUCCUCAGCUGCCAUGAAAGGAUUACAGGUUGUACGAGCAGCAUCAGUCCAUAUAUAAAACAUUACGAGGUCUUAUCAUACAACAGGGAGGAUCUUCACAGAAAACACAUAAAAGCCAGGAGGUCUGCACAACAUCGGGAUUAUACGCUUGAUUUGGAUUUUACUGCCUUCCAUAGAUCGUUCCGUCUGCUCCUGAGACAAGAUUCAGAGGCGUUUUCUAAAGAAUUCACGGUGAUCAAGGAGAGUGGUCCCAUGUCCUUCGACCUAUCACACUUAUAUUCAGGAACACUUGAUGGAGAAGACGGCUCAUCCUGCCACGGCUCUGUGUUGCAGGGACAAUUUGAGGGAACCAUCCAUACAGGAAAUGGCACUUAUCACAUAGAGCCAAUUCAAAGAUAUACCAGCAGCCCAAGAGACCACCAUUCCAUUAUCUACCUUGAGGAUGACAUGGUCCUCCCACACAUGUCGGCGCACACAGGUGGGUUCUGUGGUGCGGAGCAUCUGAACGUCCUCAGGCGAAACCUAAGUGCCAAUCAGGAGACACCAGUGAGCCGGUCCAGGAGAACUGUUGAUGAGUCAAAGACCAGCUGCCUGCUCCACCUCCACGCUGACCACCUCUACUACAAGAGGUUCAAGUCUGUAGAAGCUGUUGUGGCUCAGGUUUCAUCCUACUUGCGGGCUGUGAAUGACAUCUACAACAAGGCUGACUUUGAUGGAAUCAAGCUGAUCAACUUCAAAGUGAAAUCCCUUCGUGUGAUGACCAAAGAGGAUAAAACAGACCCUCUGUCUCCUCUGUUCAUUGGGCCUGAGAAGCUGUUGAGUCUCUUCUCUGAGAACAACUGGGGCAACUUCUGCCUGUCGUACCUGCUUACUAACAGGGACUACAGCGGAGUUCUGGGCCUUGCUUGGGAGGGCAAGACAGGUAACUGGGGAGGAAUAUGCUCAAAGUACACCGCCCUUCGAAAUGGCCCCAUGUCCACCCUAAACACAGGCCUGAUAACGAUUCAGAACUACGGACAGUUCCUGCCUCCUCGACAAGUCCAGCUGACCAUGGCGCACGAGCUGGGCCACAGCCUGGGCUCUCCGCAUGACGAGGGCUCAAACUGCGGGGACCUUGGUGAUAAAGGCCAGUACCUGAUGUUUCCUUACGCCACAAAUGAGGUGCAUGACAACAAUGAAAAAUUCUCAUCUUGCAGCAUCAAACAUAUAAGCAAAAUCUUGAGGCUGAAGAAGGACAUCUGCUUUGUAGUCAGCGAUCAGCCCAUCUGUGGAAACCAGAUUGUAGAGGAGGGUGAGGAGUGUGAUGUCGGACACAAUGACACAGACCUUUGUUGUUUCAGUGCCAAAGAACAUGUAGGAGUCCAGUGUCGCCUCAAGCCUGGUAAAGUCUGCAGUCCGAGCCAGGGUCUGUGUUGUGGCCGCAACUGUGUGUUUAAGCCAGAGGGUCAGUUGUGCGACGAAGAGACAGACUGUCAGAAAAAAAGCGAGUGUUCGGGCCUCUCGGCGCUCUGUCCACAGCCACACGCCAAGGAAGACCUGACCAUCUGUAGUCAGGGCACUCGUGUCUGUCUGAACGGGGUCUGUGCAGAGUCUGUGUGUGUGAAGCACCGCCUGCAGCAGUGUGACUGUCCAGGAGACAACAUGAAGGAGAAAUGCCACAUGUGCUGCCAGCAGCGUGAUAAGCCCGAGACGUGUGCCAGCACCACCUCCUCCGUGCUCUCUCAUUAUUUUCAGAGGAAACUGUUGCCUCUGGUUGGUGGUGCUCCGUGCUCAGGGAAUCGAGGAUACUGCGACAAAUUCCACGUAUGCCGCAUUCUAGAUGCAGACGGCCCAAUCGCCAGACUGAAGAAUUCUUUCCUUCACUUGGAUGAUUUUGAUGACAUGGCAGAGUGGAUGAAGGCUCAUUGGUGGGUCAUCCUGCUGGUUAUUCUGAUUCUGUCCGGAGUGAUGGGCUUCACAGUGGUUCUGUGUGGCCAAACCCUGAACACCCGGGACUUGGACUGACCCUUGAUGUCCACUUUCACCAACACCCUAGAACGACACACAAAACAUGGAACCUUUAAGAGUCUAUGCCAUGUUGUUGAGAUCCUUUUGAACAACUUUUGUCUCACAUUAGUUUGUGAUUUGAAAGUGACCUCUGAGGUCACUGAACACCUGCUCAGGCCUUCGCAUGCUAGUCUGUCACCUGAUACAUCUGUUAGUCAGCAUGCAUCUGCAUUUGCUUUUCCUUGGGGUACUUAUUCAUGGAAACUCUCCUGUGAUGCUUGUGUUGUGGAAAAUGUUUCUGCUAAUUGUGGGAUGGGUCAGUCCAGUUUUUCUCUGAGAGCUUAGAUACUCUGACACUUUAAUGCAAAGCCCCAUGUCUCUUCAAAGAUUAAACUGAGUGUAUUUCUGUUUUGGAGACCAUCCAGCUUUCCAUCUUAAUGCAAGCAGGAAUUACAGCUGCUCUUAAAGAACGUUUUAAUAAACAGACAAUGAACAUGUUA